AUGUGGCUGUGGUCCCUGCUGCUCUGUCUUCCCCUGGCUCUGGCUGCGAGUGGCCCGCCUGAGCCCCAGGCACUGGAAGAUAUUGGCACGCUCCACUGUGGGCCCCAGAGCCUUCGGCUCACUGCGCACCCUGUCGAUCCGGACACGGGGACGCCUCCCACCCUGAUAGCGUGGGAUAAGGCCAGCCUGCUCCACAGGCUGCGCAACGACUCUGGCUGUGGCACCCGGGUGACGGAGGGCCCCGGCAGCUCCGUGGUGCUGGAGGCGUCCUACAGCGGCUGCUUCGUCAUCAACUGGGACUCCCACCACCUCAUGCUAGUCGGCGUCAAAGACACAGCAGCUGCUGGGCUCUGGCCGAUAGUGAAGACCAGGCUGCUCCAGUGUCCCAUGGCUUCCCCAGCCCAGAGCACUCCGGCGGCCACCCUGUGCGACUCUGUGCCCGAGUGGGACAGGCUUCCCUGCGCCCCUCCCCCCACCACACCAGGCGACUGUCAGAGGCUGGGCUGCUGCUACAACUCCACGGGGGACUCCUGUUACUAUGCCAACACAGUGACCUCGCACUGCACCCAGGACGGCCACUUCUCCAUCGCCGUGCCCCGGAACGUGACCUCGCCACCCCUGCUCUUGAACUCUGUGCACCUGGCCUUCGGGAACGACAGUGAGUGUAAACCCGUGACGGCCACACCAGCCUUCGCCCUGUUCCGGUUCCCGUUCACUUCCUGCGGCACCACAAGGCAGAUCGCUGGGGGCCAGGUGGUGUACGAGAACGAGCUGGUGGCGGCCAGGGAUGUGCAAACGUGGAGCCUCGGCUCCAUCACCCGCGACAGCACCUUCAGGCUCCGGGUCAGCUGCACCUACGCUGUGAGCAGCUACACCCUCCCGCUUCACAUCCACUUGCUGGUCUUCCCUGAGCUCUUGCCUCAGACCCAGCCUGGACCCCUGACGCUGGAACUUCAGAUUGCCAAAGAUAAAAACUACAGCGCCUACUACGGCGCUGGUGACUACCCCGUGGUGAAGUUACUGCGGGAACCCAUCUACGUGGAGGUCUCCCUCCGCCACAGAACUGACCCCGACCUCGGGCUGCUGCUGCAUCAGUGCUGGGCCACGCCCAGCCCGGACCCCCUGCAUCAGCCCCAGUGGCCCCUGCUGGAGAGGGGAUGCCCCUACACUGGAGACAACUACCAGACCCAGCUGAUCCCUGUCCAGAAUGCCUCGGGCCUGCCCUUCCCUUCCCACUACCAGCGCUUCAGCAUCUUCACCUUCAGCUUCGUGGACCCAGGGGCCAGGCAGGCGCUCAUGGGACCGGUGUAUCUGCACUGCAGCGUGUCCAUCUGCCAGUCCGCGGGGGCGCCAGCCUGUGUGACCUGUCCCGCUGCCAGGAGAAGGAGAAACUCCGACAUCCAUUCCCACAACGGCACUGCCAGCAUUUCCAGCAAGGGUCCCAUGAUUCUCCUCCAAGCCACUGAGGACGCUUCAGAAAAGUUUCGCUCUCCGGCAGACUCCCGAGCUCUGUGGGUGGCUGGCCUCUGCGGGACCUUAAUUGUUGGAGUCUUGUUCGUGUCCUACCUGGCUAUCAGGAAGCGGAGAUGA
Molecule: messenger RNA, 1590 nt
Organism: Phyllostomus hastatus (greater spear-nosed bat)
Lineage: Eukaryota; Metazoa; Chordata; Mammalia; Chiroptera; Phyllostomidae
Gene: ZP4
Product: zona pellucida glycoprotein 4
Exons: 12
Coding region: 1-1590 (529 amino acids)
Biological process (GO): prevention of polyspermy; binding of sperm to zona pellucida
Cellular component (GO): egg coat
Molecular function (GO): acrosin binding; structural constituent of egg coat
Source: RefSeq, a predicted model, not a curated record